This is a messenger RNA of Drosophila serrata, 399 nucleotides long. Its product is annotated as lipopolysaccharide-induced tumor necrosis factor-alpha factor homolog. Gene Ontology annotation, molecular function: zinc ion binding. The record is from RefSeq and is a predicted model, not a curated record. Lineage: Eukaryota; Metazoa; Arthropoda; Insecta; Diptera; Drosophilidae.
UAGAGAAGAUGCAGUACAACCAACCGCCGGCGGGUCCGACGGGCUAUCCCUAUCAAUCGCCACCACCGAGCUACGAGCAGGUGGUGCAUGUCCAGGCGCCAGUUCGAGUGGUUCAUGGCGGAGUACCACCUCCAGUGGUGAUCAUACAACACCAAUCUGGACCACCCGUUGGACCCGAUCCCAGCUUCGUCAUGUGCCCGCACUGUCAUGUCCAGAAGCUUACCCGCGUGGAGUACUCGCCCAGCGUGAAAACCCACUGCAUGGCCGCCCUCAUCUGCUUUGUGGGCCUCUGGUGUUGCGUCUGUUUACCUUAUUGCUGGCCCAGUUGCAUGAAUGCGAAUCACUUUUGCGGCAACUGCAACAAGUUCGUGGGCGUCUACAGCAGCGAUUAGCAUGAUU